Molecule: messenger RNA, 1230 nt
Organism: Bipolaris oryzae ATCC 44560
Lineage: Eukaryota; Fungi; Ascomycota; Dothideomycetes; Pleosporales; Pleosporaceae
Exons: 2
Coding region: 1-1230 (409 amino acids)
Source: RefSeq, a predicted model, not a curated record
AUGGCCGAACGUAUCCAGCAACAGCAGAGUGGCGAGCAGAAUCGGGAGUGGGUUCCGUCUGCUCGUAGUAUCCAGUACUAUUCCCGUAUCGCAAACGCACUGUUCCCGCCGAGCUAUUCCACUGAUGAUUCUGAUACACCCACCUGGGAAGACGGGUUGAGGGAGAUUGAAGCGUUCAAUUGGCUAGGGAGCGACGAGGAGGAUGUACACAACAAAGGUGAGGCGUCACCCCCCGAGGCUAACCUCACUCCCAACCCCGCAACUGUUGUAGAAGAAUACGCUCCCACUGACCCAGCACAAGAGUUGGACCACCUCUCAGCUCAGACGACAACGACACCAGUACCACCUCCAGGGAUUCUCGAGCCUACACCGGUCUACGAACCUGCCAACCCUGUCCACCGUUUGGAGUCCUACUUGGACACCCAGUCACACUCGAGCACUCCAAUCCGUCCAACUACUCCACCGUACCAGAGCCCCUGCGAGGAUCCAGUUGAGACCACUCAAAAUGCCCAACCCCCUCGAACCCUCGAAUACCUCCAAACCUUCCGCUAUUCUCCGGCCCUCGAGACCAUCCGCGAGAAAAAGGUCCCAGGCGAUGAAGUCCUGGUGGAGAUGCUAUACAACACAGUGGUAUUUGAUCCCUCAUCAACCUCUUCCGAUCCCACCCAAGACGACCCUAACCAGCUCCAGGAACACUUCAACAACAUGAAGAUCCGCGAGCAAGGUAACCCUCCCCCCACCACCCCUCCUCGUCCCAUCCCCGCCACUAUCCCCUUUGCCCCCAAAAAGAUCCAAAAGUACAAAGUCGAUCUUCGAUCCAAAGCCGCCAUCGCCGGUGCCGCCGCCGCGCAUCGCACCACUGCCCCUCUCCCCCCCAUUGCCCUCUUCCCCAAAACGCUCCCAAAGGACAAAGUUAACGUUCGAACAAAAGCCAUCAAAGCCGCUACCGAGAAAGCCACCCCCGAGUACCGCAACAAGCGCGUCAAGACCGACAACGACGAUAGUCGUCCCAAAGCGACUGCCUCCAGCUCGCCGACUCGGAAACCUCGUAUACGCUGGACUCCUCUCUCGACAGAGGACAAGCCUGAUUCCAGUCCCGAGUCUCCGUUUAUGCCGGCGGGUGUGAAGCCUGAGUAUGCUCCACGUCUUUUCGCGUCUUUGCGUCGUUAUCAGAAGGGACCUUCUGCUGACGAGGGUGGUGAUGCGUCCAAGGAUGCGAAUGAGAAAUAG